Caretta caretta (loggerhead turtle) is the source of this 2151-nucleotide messenger RNA. It is a transcript of the gene ATG101, whose product is annotated as autophagy related 101. The record is from RefSeq and is a predicted model, not a curated record. Gene Ontology annotation, biological process: autophagy; autophagosome assembly. Gene Ontology annotation, cellular component: phagophore assembly site; Atg1/ULK1 kinase complex. Lineage: Eukaryota; Metazoa; Chordata; Testudines; Cheloniidae. Gene Ontology annotation, molecular function: protein kinase binding.
CACGCUCCCCGUUCCCUGGGAUGGGACGUUCCAAGGUCUCGCCUCCCCCCUGUGCCGGGCGGCGAUGGUUCAUUCCGGGCGAAGGCGGGGCCGCGGCCAGCUUCGGAGGCAGGGAGAGUUCUGCUUUGCCGUCCCCAGCUGGAAGCACCGUGCCCGCAGGCGCAGACUGCCAUGAACUGUCGCGCUGAGGUGCUGGAGGUGUCGGUGGAAGGCCGCCAGAUCGAGGAGGCCAUGCUUGCCGUGCUCCACACCAUCCUCCUCCACCGCAGCACCGGCAAGUUCCACUACAAGAAGGAGGGGACCUACUCCAUCGGGACGGUGGGGACGCAGGACGUCGACUGCGACUUCAUUGACUUCACCUACGCCAGGGUCUCCUCCGAGGAGCUGGACCGAGCGCUGAGAAAGGCCAUUGGGGAAUUCAAGGACGCCCUCCGAUACUCAGGCAGCGACGGCAUUGGGCAGAUCUCCCUGGAGUUCUACCAGAAGAAGAAGUCACGCUGGCCCUUCUCGGAUGAGUGUAUCCCCUGGGAGGUGUGGACCAUCAAGGUCAACGUGGUGAACCUGGCCAACGAGCAGGAGCGGCAGAUCUGCCGGGAGAAGGUGGGGGAGAAACUGUGCGAGAAGAUUAUCAACAUUGUGGAGGUGAUGAACAGGCACGAGUACCUGCCCAAAAUGCCCACCCAGUCGGAGGUGGACAACGUCUUCGACACGGGCCUGAAGGACGUGCAACCCUACCUCUACAAGAUCUCCUACCAGAUCACCGACUCCCUCGGUUCCUCCGUCACCACCACCAUGCGGCGGCUCAUCAAAGACACGCUGGCACUGUAGGGCCUGGGGACAGGGGGCUUGCACCUUUCUGCUCCCUAUCACACAGGAUGACCCAGGGUGUCCUGGCAAGUAGAAUCGUCUCAGAGCACGGUCCCAGUGGGUGUUUGCCUGGGCAGGCCUCUCUGCUUAGACCCCUCCCGUCCAUCUGUACAUUUCAGAUGGAAGCUUUCUGCAGGCUGGACUUGGGCUGGCCCUUAAUUGUGAAUCUCCCUAUGUGGGGGUCACCUGGGGCUGUGAACUGAAAUGACAGCAAAACUGCUCCUUGUGCCACGUGGCCUAUAUUGCAGCUGGCCUGUCAGCUCCCCUCCCCCGGUCUCCCUUUCCUCCCUCAGAUCCCUCCUGAAGCCCCAGUUCCCUUAUGGACCCUCGUCCCUGCACUGCCUGGCACUGGGACUGCUGCUGCCUUGUUUCAUCUGAGUGGGAUUGUGAAUUCCUGAACAGGGCCCCUCCUUUUUCUCCCCCGUCUGUUUGGAGAGGGGCUUUGCACAGGCUCGAGCAAUAGAGCAGUAACCUCUGGCUGGUGGGCGAGUCAGGGAUUGUAUUUCUCUGCCUUUAACACUGUCUUGUUGUAACAGUGGGGAAAGAAUUGCCCUCAGCAGAGCAGCUGUGACCCCCCACAGCCACGGUUAGAACAGCAGUCAUAGGAGUCUCUGGGUGCCCAUGAGGCAAGGCCCAUCUCUGCCUCUCUCUCCGUCUGGGAAAGGGGGAGAAUGCUGCUGGUGGUCGAAGAGCUCACAGGGUAAGCAGAUAGUCUUUGUUAAGCUUCAUAAAGCCCCUUCCCGAAAAUACAGGGGCGCAGCUGGGCACUUGCCCAGCCACUAAAACCCAUAUUCCCUAGUCAGUCACCUUAAACCAAGUCCACGUCUGACGUGCGGCCACUGUGGUGAGAGUGGCUGCUGUGGAGAGAGGCUGGGCUGGCCGGAGACGUGAGUGCUGCGAAAGAGUGGCAGUUGCUUCCUGUUCCUGCCGGCUCUGUCCCCGCACAACGCGCUGUCAGAGGGGCCAGUAGCUACGUCUACUUGGGCACACAGGAGCUAGUGCUUGUGUGUGUUGUCCAGCGACCUCACAGCACUGCCGUCACCUUGAAAAUACCCCCUUCGUUCUUCCUGGCUGCUAAAAGAAAACUGAGCAGCCAGGAGCUCUGUGUAAAGCGGGGUGAGAUCUCCAAACCCUGUCUCUUCAACACACUUACACCCCCGUCCCCACUUCCUCUCUCAUGGAGACUGACGCCCACAUGUUUGUUACAGACACCCUGUGUUUAGAAACUGACCUGUCUGUGUUCUGUGGAUCUCGUACUCUGGGCGUAAUAAACACUGGCCUGGG